Messenger RNA from Gongylonema pulchrum, 849 nucleotides. The record is from the annotation of a GenBank genome assembly. NCBI's taxonomy places the organism in Eukaryota, Metazoa, Nematoda, Chromadorea, Rhabditida, Gongylonematidae.
AUGGUCUGCCCCAUUCUUUCCUCAUCCAUACUGCAUGAAAGUUAUGCAUCUUUCUUGAGCAUCUAUGAGAAGAAUCGGCAGAUUUAUGAUGUUGCUGCUGGCGAUGAUCAUCCAAAAUCGAUGGAGUGCUGUUUCUUCCAAAAGCAUCUUUAUGCAAUGUGUUCCUUGCGACAUCAUUCGCAGCCACUCACCGAACCACCAAACAACAAAUCAGGCAGUGAAGAGGAUCGUACAAGUUUGCGCGGUAUUAUCAAUUUUCCAGAUAUAAAUGUCACAUUUUUCCAAUGUGGUCUAAUUGAAAAAACCAUACAAUCUGCAUCGUUGGAGGAUUCCGUGUCCCACUUAGCACGUAGCAGCGUGAUUUUAUUUCAUUUCGAAAAAAGUGAUCUGUUAUUCUCAAGACAAGCAGUGACUAAGAACAAAAAUUUGCCGGACAUGGAAUUCACGCUACAAGGCCAUGCACAGUUCCUGCAGUUGGUUGAAUCAUGGAAAUUGGAUUUUGCAUAUAACAAAUCGUUUUGUCCAAAUUACACAACGAACUGGAAUGAACUGAAUUUAAGCGAUCGUCUUACCGGAUAUGAUCUGCGAGUUGUCGCAGGUUUGCUGUUAAAGCUUCUGGAUUCUUCAGAUGAUGGUAUCGCCUGCUUCGGAAUUACAGAUGGACAUGACCCCACCAUAGGAAAGCUUUUCAGCACCGCCAUUUAUGCUCGGAGUAUUUUUUACCCUUGUAUUUUUUGUGUAUUAUUUAUUUCGUACAACGGGCAUGACGUAGCUGCAAGUAACACCGCUCUCGUACUGAAAAUCAUGGGGAAAUCAACCUUGUUUCGCCGUCAAAAUUUUUUUCGUUGA